Messenger RNA from Clarias gariepinus (North African catfish), 1059 nucleotides. It is a transcript of the gene dram1, whose product is annotated as DNA-damage regulated autophagy modulator 1. Bases 217 to 933 code for a protein of 238 amino acids. NCBI's taxonomy places the organism in Eukaryota, Metazoa, Chordata, Actinopteri, Siluriformes, Clariidae. The transcript is spliced from 7 exons. The record is from RefSeq and is a predicted model, not a curated record. Gene Ontology annotation, cellular component: lysosome. Gene Ontology annotation, biological process: regulation of autophagy.
ACUCGGAGAAGUUUUCUAUUUUUCCUCCUGUCCUUCUCUCCACGUCGAACAGUGUGUGUGUGUGUGUGUGUGUGUGUUUAGUGUGUGAUGUGGAUGUGUGCUGGAGCAGAGCACACAUCUCCAUCAGCACCUUAUUGUCUGCCUACUUCAGUCUUCCCGCUCUGAUUGGGCUCCACAGGCUGCACUGGAUGGUGAUGUCUGUAUCUCUUAAACACCAUGGUCUGGUUUCUGGAGGGGGUUUGCUUCCUGCCAACUUUCUUGGUCAUUUGGUCCUCGACCACUUUUAUAGUGAACUAUCUGAUUGCCCUGUUCAGGGGCGAUGUCGAUGUGAUUUUCCCUUACAUCAGUGAUACAGGAGCAACACCUCCAGAGAGCUGCAUAUUUGGACUUAUGGCAACAAUUUCAGCUUUUGCAGGGUUUGCCACCAUGUUUGCUAGAUAUAUGUUUGUGCAGAAGCUGAUUGAAAAAACAGGUGGUGUGUCUUCUUGUCUGAACGUAGCUGCUUUUAUCGUCGCCAUAUUUUCUUGUAUAGGAAUGUGCUUUGUGGCAACAUUUCAGGAGACAGAACUGACGCCUGUCCAUGAUUUCGGAGCCUUAAUGUUCUUCGUUUUUGGAGUGAUUUACAUCAUAUUACAGACUAUAAUCUCAUACAAGUCUCAUCCUUAUGGAUCUUCAAAGCGCAUGUGUCGUAUUCGUGCUGUGUUCUCCUUCGUGGCUUUCUUGGCAGUAAUUCCAACCCUUAUUUGUGCAUCAUUUGUGAAGCUAACCAAAUUGCACUGGAACCCAGAAGACAAGGACUACACUCUACAUGCUGUGAGCGCCGUGAGCGAGUGGACAGCUGCCUUCACGUUUAUCUUCUUCUUCUUCACAUACAUACAGGAGUUCAAGCAGUUCUCUUUGAAAGUGAAUGUCCAGUUACUGGAGUUUACAUGAGUCCGACAUGUCAACAUCAUUGUGAGAGUUUAUAUGAGUUUAGUGUUGUCAUUUUUUUUGAGGAAAAAAAAAUCAAAUUGUGAUGAUUUUUAUAUGCAAAUUUUAUUUUUAUACGUUUCUAUGUUA